Messenger RNA from Hibiscus syriacus, 522 nucleotides. RefSeq names its product 60S ribosomal protein L36-2-like. Gene Ontology annotation, molecular function: structural constituent of ribosome. The record is from RefSeq and is a predicted model, not a curated record. The transcript is spliced from 6 exons. Gene Ontology annotation, biological process: cytoplasmic translation. NCBI's taxonomy places the organism in Eukaryota, Viridiplantae, Streptophyta, Magnoliopsida, Malvales, Malvaceae. The coding region runs from base 46 to 378 and encodes 110 amino acids. Gene Ontology annotation, cellular component: ribosome; cytosolic large ribosomal subunit.
AGAGGUUCUCCAAUUCACUUUUCAGUCGGAGCUGUUUGGUAGGUGAUGGCUCCAAGUCAACCUAAUUCUGGCCUUUUCGUAGGCUUAAACAGAGGUCAUGUUGUCACCAAGAAGGAAUUGGCUCCCCGUCCGACUAAUAGAAAGGGGAAAACCAGCAAGAGAGUGCACUUUGUAAGGAGCUUAAUAAGGGAGGUUGCUGGUUUCGCACCAUCUGAGAAGAGGAUAACGGAACUUCUCAAGGUCGGGAAAGAUAAGCGAGCAUUGAAGGUGGCGAAGAGAAAGCUAGGCACUCACAAGAGGGCCAAGAAGAAGCGUGAAGAGAUGUCCAGUGUCCUCCGCAAGAUGAGGUCAGCUGGAGGUGCAGAGAAGAAGAAGUGAUUUUUGAGGAUGUUGAUGUUUCAGAUAGCAAAACUCUAAUUACAAGUAGGGACUUAAACAAGAUCUUUAUUUUCUCAAGUUUCCUUUUUUUUCCCAAUUAAAUUAUUUGGAGAUUGUCGAGUUGAGUUUUGAGUUGGAGUAAAU